Messenger RNA from Linum trigynum, 240 nucleotides. NCBI's taxonomy places the organism in Eukaryota, Viridiplantae, Streptophyta, Magnoliopsida, Malpighiales, Linaceae. The record is from the annotation of a GenBank genome assembly.
AUGGAGGAGGAGAGGAAGCGUUCAAAAGGAGGGUUCUUUCAUAUGUUUGAUUGGAAUGGGAAGAAGUCCCGUAAGAAGCUCUUCCCAAUCAGUCCAGAAUUACCAGAAGGAUCCAAAGCAUGGAAAGAAAACGUUGAUCGAGGGGCGAAGUUGCAUCUUCAUACUAUAGAGUUUGAAGAUAGAAGAGGAAAUGAAAAUGAUAAUUGUCGAAAACAUAUUGAUUUCAUGUGCUUAAUGUGA